UUCUCCGCUAGAAAAAAAAUGUGUAUAAAAAUUAGUUUUCAAAAAAUGGAAAAUCUGUAGUGUUAACAAACAAAACAUUUAAAAAAUUGUGUCCCUACAUUUUGUUGUUGCGAAGAACUGGACAAAAAUUUGCAAACCUGUCAGAUCAGAACUGAUAUCUGGUGAUGCAGUCCAAUUUGUUUCCAGAGGAUGCGUUAUUCAACUAUUGGAAUGAGUUCGAUGGUGGAUUGCUUGGCUAUCAUCCUCCAGUCGUUAAUCUGCCGCAUCCUCCACAUUUGGGACCGCCCCCACAUCAAUUCGAUAACGGUUCUUAUGGUUUCCUACCUCCGCCAGUAGUAAACGGAAUCAAUUGCCCCUUGGGUCCUAUCCCUCCAUUGGGUCGAAUAUGCCAGCAAAAUCCCAACCCGUUGGUUGGCCAGAUUCCACGAAACUAUCACAGAUCGUAUGGACCGCCACCUGGUCUUCCAACUUCAUCAGCAAUGCAACCCGGAUCGCAACUUCCGCCACCUCCAUUGAUUGGACAAAAUGGUUUUCCGGGGUUUCAGCCACAACUUGGGCUUCCUUUCCCACAAGCUUUGCAACCGCUUCCUGUAGAGCUUCCUCGAGAGAAAACUCCCUUCAACGAAAUGGGUCAAACAGAACAAGUGGUAAUCAAAAAUGGUCAAGUGUUCCACAUAAGUUUUAUAGAUGAACCAACAGGAGAACCAACAACAACUUCCGUCUCAUCAGUUCAAGGUAACGAAAGUUCGGAAGAAAAUGAAAGGGACUGGAUUAACUAUGACGAGCUGCCCCUGCUGGCAAAUGCAAAAGGAAACAAAACGAGCAAAAGCGAGUUAAAGUGUGGUUUAUGUGACAAGGAAUUCAAAACGACUCCCUGUUCAUGCGUUCAUGAACAGACACACAAAACGGUUCGUUUGGACUGUAAAGUGUGUGGUAAAAGGUUCAAUCGGAUUGGUAAAUUAGAACAUCACACGAGUAAACAUCACCAUGCAUCUUUGGCAGAAGAAAUUGAAACCAAUGAUCCAGCGACACCGGUAAAAAGUACUUGCAGCACUCCGCUUUUAAGCGAUUUUAGCAAUUAUUGCGUUGAAUGUGAGGAGUUUUUCUCUUCCGAAGAAGAUCUUCAAAGUCACAUGGAGUUGAACCAUCGGCUUAUAGACGACGAAUCUAAAUCCCUAGUGCUGAAAAAGUCUUUCGGUUGUUCUUACUGUGAUGAAGCGUUCGAAUGGCCUUGCAUGCUGAAAACUCACAUGACCAAGCAUACCGGCGAAAAACCAUUCAUCUGCGAGCAAUGCAACGUUUCUUUCCGAUUCGUUCAAAGUUUCUAUCGACACAACCGACGAGUCCACGGUCGAGAAAAGUAAUCGAAUAAUUAAAGCGCUCGUAUGCGAAUCAUCGCUACGAAUUCUACGUCAUCAUUGCAGGCAAGUGUUGCACAACAUUUUAUUCAAGUAUUGAUAAAAAAAACCCUUCAAACAAUUCUUAAGAGAUUACAGCAUCGCAAAUAAAUCUGCACAAACAAAAAUCAUCGUCACCAUGUAUCCUAUCUUAAAAUAUUCUCGAAGUAUGUUCGACAUUCGAAUCGAAAAUUUCUCUUCGUUAAAGUUUUCUGACAAUUUUGAUACUUCUGUAAUUAGUAUAAUUUUUCAUUGGUUACUUAACUGAUUGGAUACUUCAAUCUGUGUUAUAAAGAUAUACUUAUUUACCUGUUUAUUACUAUGAUUAAGAGCAAAAAAAAUCUGUGUUAUGUAUGAUGAAUAUCAAUUCUAUUGUAAACCGUUUAGAGGCAUCCCUAUACGAUAGGAAUUUUUCCCAGCUGUUACCUCCCGUUAAAAACCAGGUUAAGGUCUAACUUAACAUAUUUUAAAUUCGCUUUAAAUUUAAAAAACCUGCAAGAAAUACUUUUUUGAUUCAAUAAGUUCAUUUGUGUAGUAAACAAUUGGAUUAUAUUACCUAAUAAAAU
Molecule: messenger RNA, 1963 nt
Organism: Uranotaenia lowii
Lineage: Eukaryota; Metazoa; Arthropoda; Insecta; Diptera; Culicidae
Product: zinc finger protein GLI4-like
Exons: 2
Coding region: 165-1364 (399 amino acids)
Biological process (GO): regulation of transcription by RNA polymerase II
Molecular function (GO): RNA polymerase II cis-regulatory region sequence-specific DNA binding; DNA-binding transcription factor activity
Source: RefSeq, a predicted model, not a curated record